UAUAUGAAGCAAAGGAAACAAGGAGAGAAAGAGAGAUCAAAACCUGUCGAGAGAUUGAUUCGUGGGCAACCUUGUAGUCCUUGUGAAGAAUAUAGAGACCCAAAAAUGACGCCGUUGCGGCGCCGGCGAAAAAGGACGCUAAUCUGACCCUCAGCACAAACCCCAUUUUCCUCCCCUUCGUCUUCCGAACCGAUCCUGAUGAAGCAGUUCGAUCCCUCACCGCCUUUUUCUAGCUCGUCCUCCUCUUUAAACGACGUCGUUUUAUUUAAAACGAUGCCGUUUAUUUGGAUGACGACGUCGUUUUAGUUAAGGUUAAAUAUGAGGAUGCUAUCUAAACGGCGUCGUUUCUGACCUUGCCAAGAUCAUUCUCCACAUCAGAUACUAUAUAUAUACUAUUCAGCCUGUAAUACAGCGAUACCAUCAAGGACUCCAACUCCAUCUCUUCUUCUCAUUCUGCGAAGCUAGGGUUAGGGUUAAGGUUAGGGUUAGAGUUAGAGUUAGAGUUGAGCUUUUUGUGGAAGCAGGAGGUGUGGAGAUGCAGCAGCAACCACCACAGAUGAUGAACAUUGCGCCUUCAUUUCCUCCCACCGCCAUCACCACUGAGCAGAUUCAGAAGUAUCUGGAUGAGAACAAACAAUUGAUUCUGGCAAUUCUGGAAAACCAGAACCUUGGAAAACUCGCCGAGUGUGCCCAAUAUCAAGCCCAGCUUCAGAAGAACUUGAUAUAUCUAGCUGCAAUUGCUGAUGCCCAACCACCAGCACCAACAGUGCCUCCUCAGAUGCCUAUACAUCAUGCCAUGCAACAAGGGCAUUACAUGCAACACCCUCAGGCUGCUGCAGCUCAGCAACAACCAGGCAUGUUUGGUGCAAAGUUGCCUUUCCAGCUUAGCGAUCAGCAACAGCAGCAGCAGCAUCAUCUUCUACACCUCCAACAACAGCAACCCAUCCAAGGGCUCAUGGGCAUGAGGCCUAUCAUCAACAAUGGCAUGCAUCAGGCCAUGCAAACUGGGCUUGGUGCUUUGAGCGGUCUCAUGGAUGUACGUGGAAGCAAGCCAGAUGGCUCAGAGGUUGGUUCUGGUGAUGGCCAAGGGAAGUCUGCUUCUGGACAUGGCAGUGGAAAUAGAGAUUCCUAAGGUCGAAGAUAGUUCUAAGUGAGAUGGCUGCAGGUGGUUAAACCAUCUAGGGAUGAUAGUGUGUAGACCUUUUUGCGUACUGGCAUAUACAUAUCUACAUAUUUCAACACAUAUGAACAACCUUUCCCAUCUCCACUGAAUUUGUAGUUGUAGCAUCUCCAAUGAACAGCCUCUAUUUUGAUCACUGGUAUACAUCUACAGAUCUCCAUACAUGUGAACAGCCAUUAUCUUUUGUAGAAUUGCUUUGUUUCUUUUUCACCAGUUAUGACAGUGAUGACAUUGGUGCAAACAAUGCUAAUAUACAGAGGAUAGAAUCGUUCUGGUCUCA
Molecule: messenger RNA, 1460 nt
Organism: Vitis vinifera (wine grape)
Lineage: Eukaryota; Viridiplantae; Streptophyta; Magnoliopsida; Vitales; Vitaceae
Product: GRF1-interacting factor 2
Exons: 4
Coding region: 536-1132 (198 amino acids)
Biological process (GO): leaf development; cell population proliferation; positive regulation of transcription by RNA polymerase II
Cellular component (GO): nucleus
Molecular function (GO): transcription coactivator activity
Source: RefSeq, a predicted model, not a curated record